Messenger RNA from Megalops cyprinoides (Indo-Pacific tarpon), 4314 nucleotides. RefSeq names its product shisa family member 9a (gene shisa9a). Gene Ontology annotation, biological process: regulation of AMPA receptor activity; regulation of short-term neuronal synaptic plasticity. NCBI's taxonomy places the organism in Eukaryota, Metazoa, Chordata, Actinopteri, Elopiformes, Megalopidae. Gene Ontology annotation, cellular component: AMPA glutamate receptor complex; postsynaptic density; dendritic spine membrane. The transcript is spliced from 4 exons. The record is from RefSeq and is a predicted model, not a curated record. Bases 300 to 1619 code for a protein of 439 amino acids.
UCUGUUGUUCAGUUUUAUCUCUACUGGCUAUGGAGUGAACUGCGUAUGAGCGCACAUAACGACGACUGGCAAAGAAAGAAAUGCGAGAAGUACGGCCAGGAGAGUGAAGGAGUUCAGACAUCGCAAAUGUCACGUGAAAGACUUCUGUCUAAUUAUACACCUGUGUACGUGUGUUGAGUCCGCAGUAGCGAAAACCCUGCCUACACAUAUACAUCGCAGUUUCAACGAAACCAUAAAUUUGGAGCUUUGUGAGUUAAAAAAAUACCCAGAUACAUUUGUAAAAAUGGUAAUGGUCGCGAAUGGCGGUGUCCUGUUCUUUUGGAAUAUAUUUCUUGACUUUUUAUGAAAUCCGAUCGUCUUCAAGUUCAGUUUCCGCUCUGUCUUUCACCGUGCAAAAGAAAACUGGAAAAGGAGAGAGCAGAAUGAAAAGCACGGGGUUGCUUCUUGGUUACUUUUUGGUCAAAGUUCUGGCGCUGGUGUGCAACGCAGAGGGUGAAACCGGACAGCAGGUCGAGGGCUUCGUGGUGGUUUCGGGGUCCAACGGAUCUAGAGACGGGGAGAAUGGCUUCUCUGAACCCCCCCACACAGAAGACAAAUGCCGGGGAUACUAUGAUGUGAUGGGCCAGUGGGAUCCGCCGUUUGUGUGCAAAACGGGCAAUUAUUUGUACUGUUGUGGGACCUGUGGCUUCCGAUUCUGCUGCGCGUUUAAGAGUUCGCGGUUGGAUCAAAGCACCUGCAAAAACUACGACACCCCUGUAUGGAUGAUGACAGGUCAAACCCCAUUCAAGAAGAACGACCCGAGACACGACCCCACCAAGGAUAAAACCAACUUAAUCGUCUAUAUCAUUUGUGGAGUUGUGGCUAUCAUGGCACUUGUUGGGAUAUUCACAAAACUCGGACUGGAGAAGGCACACCGACCUCAGAGGGAAAACAUGACCAGAGCUUUGCAGAAUGUGAUGCGCCAGCAAGGCCCAUGUCCAGGAGAGCAUCUAGAGCGGGAAGAUAACUUGGGCAUGCACGUGCAGCACUACGAGAACAUGCAGGCCAGAACCAAGGCAAAUAACCUACAGGGAACACAGAUGAACAACGUUGGUCCUGGCUCACCUCUGCUGCCCACCAUGUCCCAGCCCCACUCAUACCCUGCACUGAGCCAGCUCGCCCAUCCAUACGACCAACAGCAGCCCAGCAAGGAGCUCAACAAAUACGCCUCGCUCAAAGCAGUGGCGGAAAAGGCCAACGACGACUUCUACAGCAAACGCCGGCAUCUGGCUGAACUGGCAGCUAAAGGCAGUCUCCCCCUGCACCCCAUGCGGCUCGACCAUGACCCCGGGGCCCCGUACAGCCCUGAGAUGCCUUGCCCUAAGCAGAAUGGACACAAGUCUAAAAGCAGCAAGGGCCACGGCCCCCACCCUCUUGGCUACAGCUCCAACACCAUCGCUAACCCCGGGAUGCUAAAGGGCUGGAACGGAACAGAGAGCGUGGGCCGCCGUAAGAGUUAUGGCCCCAAGAAGCACUGCACCGUGGAGCAGGUCAACGAGCUGCACACCUCCCGCAGCCAGCACUACCUGCCCCCGCAGCCAUACUUUGUCACCAACAGCAAGACGGAAGUGACAGUGUGAGAGGGCCUAACCCCUGUAAACCCAGCAGUGAGAGAGAGAGAGAGAGAGAGAGAGAGAGAAAAAAGAGCGAGAAUGAUGAGGUCCAGGAUGGGGGGGGGGUCCCUCAGAGGUCUGUCCUGGGGUGUGGGUGUGAAUUAAAGCCCUUGAGGAGAGGCCCCCGGUUCAGUGUGUCUGCAGAGGUGUGUGUGUCAUUUUGCGUGUGAUUUCUGCAUGCGACAAGCAUGCAUGGGACUCCUGUCAGGGAGCAAAACCAUGACAUCAUUGCAGAAAAAAUACAUUUACAGUGUUUAUACUUGUAAUCAUCGCUAAACUAAUAAUAAUAUUAUUAUUUAUAAUAAUAAAUAAUAAUAAACCAGUAUAAUGAGAUCAAUAGUAAUAUCAAUGAUAUCAAACAAGAGAGACUUCCAUGAAAGGAUGAACCAAAAUACACAAGCAAUACAGAAGUGGUGGGGAGGAAUUGGAAAACAAUGGGAAUGGAAAUGUGUAUCAAAGACUGCACAAACAGCAGUUGGAGCAUUCCUACAAAAUCUGCUGAAUAAAAGCUGGUUUGCAUUUGAAUCCACAGUUGUGGAUUAGAGUGAGGUAUAUUUGUUCUCUUAGAGCAACAAGGGAGAAAGGGAAGUCAGUGUGGAGAUGCUGUCCUCACCGUGGAUGGAAUUUUUCCUCUGAUAUUUGGAUUCCAGCAGUGAGGUAUUGUUUGCUUUUGUAUGUGUUGUCCUAAGUUAAAAUCUGUUUUCCUAUGAAUCGUAGCACAGAGAAUGGUCAUGGUCUAUGGUCUAUGACCUACUAGGAGACAGAGGGUGAUUACGGGACAGGCAGGCCGAGGCUUCAUCUCUGGCCAUCACCAGUUUAUUGCUGAGGCUGAAGGAUCACAGCACAAGGAAUUGAGAGACACUAGACUUGGCGGUGAACACGCCAACAUGCUCUGCUGAUAUACCCCUUGGACUCCGUCCUCAUGCCGUUUGGGCUAUGCCUUUCUCGUGCUCUUAAGAACUUCUCCAGGAAUCUUUUGUCUCUGAGCCAAACUCACAAAACUCUGCAGAUGUUGAGUGCUGGGGGCAAAAGUACAUAACAAACAAAGCUAAAGGACUAAAUCUCAAAUACAUCCUCAGUCAUCACCAUACAUUGGGAUUUGGGAUCAUGAUUAGCCCAAUGUCAAUGUGUUUGUUUUGUUUUUGUUCAUUUUCUGUAACUUUGGGUCCCUCCAUUUCACAGGAAGUAAUACAUCUUGAAUGGGGUGUUCCUAUUUCACCUAAUUUCCAGAUUUUUAUUUUGAAAGUCAUUGCUGACAGAUAAGUUUCUUAUAAUCAUGUUCCACAUUCCACAAGGUUAACAAAGUCAAACCAAACAACUCCCUUUGGAGUGGGCUGCUGUAUGUUCAGAUGAAACCAGGGUGGUGGAAAUAUUUCUAGGAAAAAACCAUGAUGAUGAAUCAACAAAUCAUAAAUGUCAAUAUUCAAAGUAUUUAAGUAAUUAAAUUUAACUAAUCCUAUGUUGUGCACUAAGACUCACCCUGCUAUAGUUCAGCUAGACAUUUUGUAUUACUUGCAAAAAGAUCCCUGAUGUUUUUGAUCUUGCAAUUGAUGUGUCAUAAUUACUAUCAAUUCUCUACCCAACGCAUACAGUCUAUAUAGCACAUUGUGCUGAGCCAUGCCUUUUAAGUGUUUUCUUUUUCACAGUUAUCCUCCAUUCCUGAUAAUGCUUAAAAUAUGGCCUUUGUAUGGUAUAGUACAAAAUGGUGUCAGAGGACUGCUGACACUAGAUCUUUCUUUUUAAUCUGUGAUCAUAGAUUGAGCAUUCAUGCAUCAUCAAAAGCCCCUUCAAGACAAGUUUAUUGCACAAGGGCUUGUGUCAAUGUCUGGUGUAGUAGUAAAAAUAAUGCAGAGGGAAAGAUGUUCCUACAAAUGAAAAUCAAAUAUGAAUUUCUGUUCCUUUCUGUUUAGGCAAAUCUGAAGCAAGCAAAUCUGAUCAAUGCAUACAGGUGUCACAUGUUCAUGCUAUGACUUAUCAUUUGCCCCCAAAUAAACAUUUAACAUUUUCAUGUUCAAAGUUGCUAUGUGGUAUUCCUCAGUAAAAAGAAAAGUAGUGUUGAAACAUAGGUCAACAUCCACAGUGCUUAAAGAUGUGUGCCACUGGACCCUGUAGCCCUGAAAAAUAGGAAAUUUUAAGGCUGUAAAUGGCUUAUUCUGAGGAGUCAUAACCAGCACAGAAGGUCAGAGGGCAAUAAAAGCUUGGGAAAAUUUCACCCUGAUGCGUGCUACAUUCCCCAAAAUAUUAUCAAAAAGGCUUGUGGCUCAAGUUGUCACGUGUCUCUCUCUGCUCUCUCUCAGCUGAAUGAUGUAGGCAUAGUCCACAGUCCGUCAGUUUGCCUUACGCAUACUCUCAGAGUUUGAAUGGCUUUUCUCUCUGUGUGGCAGCAGUCUCAGCCAGGCAGGCAGGACAUAGCAGCUGUAAUGGCAGAGAAAGCAGCAGCAGGAACACUAUUGACUUAUUCCCCACUGUAAUCAUUAAUGCUGGCUCUGCCUUCAGUACAUCAAAAUCAUCACGGGAGGCUCCAAGCUCAAUGAUAAACCAUUAAAUAAAAUUAUUCUUAGACUGUGAAUCAAUUCAGAACACUAAAUACAGAAGAGGUAAACAAGAGUAUUUCUUUUAUAUUUCUGUCAGUCUUUUCAAAACAGAAUCAAGAAAAUGUAAC